CGAUUUCCAGCACUGUAAAAAGGAAUCACUGUGGGGGUGUAAAAAUAACGGGAGUAAAAUGAUUUUGCGCCCGUGGGAUCGGGUUAAACCCCGUUCCAUGUCGGAUUUGGCGUGUUUCCUGCUUGUGGCCAUCUUUGUGCCGGUGACAUACAUCUUCCAGGUGACCACUGUGAUGCCGGAGCUAUUUGCCAUAGGAGGCUUUUGGUACACGGUACUAUGGCUGGCCAGCCUGUUCGUCAUCUUCAACAUCACCUCGAACAUGCUGGCCUGCAUGUUGGUGGAUACUAGUAUCAGAAUGGAGCUGUUAAAGCCACCAGUGGACACGGGGAAGUUAGCGAGGUGGCACAUGUGCCACGACUGCCAAACUCUGGUGCCACCGCGCUCCUGGCACUGCGAGGUGUGCAAGGUGUGCGUCCUGAAGCGGGAUCACCACUGCCGAUUCACCUGCUGCUGUAUCGGGCACCACAACUACCGGUACUUUUUCUUCUAUCUGGUGUACAUGAUUAUCGGAUCCUUGGCGGCUGCCAUAAUGGAGAGCAUCUACCUGUGGCACCUCCAUCCGGAUAUCUACUGGCGGUGGUCAACUCUGUUUACCGUCUUCGCUCCCGUCGUCAGCCUAAUGCUGUAUCCCAGCUGGGCGUCCUUUUACGUGGUAAUAUAUGAUCUCACCCUUUUAGGCUUCGCCAUAUCCUCGCUGCUUCUGGUCUUCCACUGGUCGAUAGUCAAGAGCGGUUCGGUGACGAGGGAGCGCGGCACGAGGAAGUACGACCGAGGUUUGCGGGGCAACCUGGAGAUGGUGCUCGGUCACAGGAUGCAUCUCACCUGGCUCUCACCUUUCUUACGUAGUGAUUUGCCUCAUGAUGGGGUGAACUGGGAACCAAUAGUAGCAUUCUCGCCCAAGGAGGACUAGUUUACAAUUGUGUCUUAUCCAUCGUUGACGUUAAUACCGGAUUAUUGUAAAGAUUUGUCGCAUUUACUAAUACGUUAAAAUUGUAGUAUCAAAAUACUAAUCAAGGCGGUGUCUUUAUGGUUAUACUGAAACCAACUAGUCAAUACCUGAAUCUUAAUCAGUAUUUAUAUCGUUCCACCUCUAUAAUAUCUAAAUCGCCUGUUUAUAUAAGCUUGGCUUGCGGAGACCUUAGUAGUUAUUACCUAAUGACUAGUAUUAUUAUCCCAUAUUUUGACCAAGAAAUAUUUGCUUGGAAGUCAUAAUUUUGAGUAGCGACACUUUUUUUAUAAACCAAUUUUUAUAUCAAGUACAAAAGAGUUUUAUUAAACUAAAGCUUUACUAAAUAUCAAGAAUAUUUUAUUUUAAGUGAUUAGUAUUUAUUCAAACAAAAAAUGUACUUCAUUUUUAUGGUAAUUUAUUUAACAAGUUUUUUAUAUCAAUUACAAAAGUAUAUUAUUAACACAA
Drosophila rhopaloa is the source of this 1414-nucleotide messenger RNA. RefSeq names its product probable palmitoyltransferase ZDHHC24. Gene Ontology annotation, biological process: peptidyl-L-cysteine S-palmitoylation; protein targeting to membrane. Gene Ontology annotation, molecular function: protein-cysteine S-palmitoyltransferase activity. The record is from RefSeq and is a predicted model, not a curated record. Lineage: Eukaryota; Metazoa; Arthropoda; Insecta; Diptera; Drosophilidae. Gene Ontology annotation, cellular component: Golgi apparatus; endoplasmic reticulum. The transcript has 2 exons. Bases 59 to 910 code for a protein of 283 amino acids.